GGGUGUGUUCGAACGUAGUCGUUGAAGUAUUCAUAGUAGUAGCUACCACACCCGUUGUUGGCUGUGGUUGUUUUCUCUUCUUCUCCUUUCAUUUUAAUUCCUUUCUCUACUUCUACCACUCUCAACAGAUGGCAUUGAAAUUCGGAGGAAUCCUCGGGUUCGACAAUGGCAUUGUGUUGGCACCCAUGGGCCCAGAUGUGGCCGGGCCAAAGCUCGUCGCAGCUGUAGCCAAUGCAGGAGGCAUUGGCCUACUGGCUAGUCCCUCCAAUAACUAUGAUAUGACACAGAAGGCCAUAACUGAGACGAAGAGGCUGACUAGUAAGCCGUUUGGGGCAGGCAUUCUUCUGGAGUUUGAAAAUACAAGGACCGUCCAAGCUAUCUUUGAUGAGAAGCUUGCAUGUCUGCAAGUCUAUUGGGGUGACUAUCCAAAGGAGAUGGUUGAUGAGGCCCACAAGAAUGGAGUGAAAGUCUUGCACCAAAUUGGAUCAAUUAAGGAAGCCGAAAAGGCGAUUGCUGCUGGGGUUGAUUGCAUCAUUGCACAGGGAGUGGAAGCAGGAGGACACAUCAUUGGGACAAUUGGUCUCAUCGCACUGCUUCCAAGAGUCGUUGAUGUCGUUGGGGACAAGGACAUUGCAGUCGUGGCCGCAGGCUCAAUCACAGACCCAAGAUGCUAUGUUGCUGCCCUAGCAUUGGGUGCCAAGGGUGUGUGCCUGGGAACAAGGUUUAUAGCUUCAAAGGAAGCUUAUGCUCAUGAUUAUUACAAGGAGCAGCUGCUCCAUUACACGGAGGCGGACACUGAUCGCACCGAUCUAUACAGCCGAGCUUCAUGGAGGGCACCCGUCCGUUGCCUCAACACUCCCUUCCAUAACCAGUGGAAAAAUGCACCUGAAUCAGCUGAAAACAAUGACGAGCAGCCGAUUAUCGGUUAUUCAGUCAUCUAUGGCGGAGAAACCGUUCUUCGGCGGUUCGCCGGACAAGUCCCCAAUCCAACAACUUCAGGCGAGCUCGAAAACAUGGUGUAUUAUGCAGGGCAAGGUGUGGGGCUCGUCAGGGAUAUUCUCCCAGCUGCUGAAAUUGUCCAGAACUUUGUGGAUGGAGCGAAGAAGAUAAUCAAAGAAUUUAAUGAAAAAUACAAUCCACCUGAGUCUGUGCCAGCUGUGCCUCUUACCUCAAGCUAGUGAUGGAAAAUGUGCUAGGGUUUACAUUGUGGUCCAUGUUGAAAUCGUAGGGUUUGCUUUUAGAUCUUGUCUUGAAUGUGGUAUGUGAUUUAUAGGGUGCCAUGAUCCAAUGUAUUGCAUUUGCAUUGCAUGUACUAGAAUAAGCGUGCAAUUUCCAAAAACUCCUUUGGAGAUUCAGCAAACUUUUCAUUUGCAUUCUACGCAUGAGUCUGUCCUAAGUUAAUUAAAAUAAAAGAUUAAGUAAUUACUCUUUCUAUAGUUUUUUUUUA
Magnolia sinica is the source of this 1447-nucleotide messenger RNA. RefSeq lists its product as uncharacterized. NCBI's taxonomy places the organism in Eukaryota, Viridiplantae, Streptophyta, Magnoliopsida, Magnoliales, Magnoliaceae. Bases 129 to 1178 code for a protein of 349 amino acids. The record is from RefSeq and is a predicted model, not a curated record. The transcript has 6 exons. Gene Ontology annotation, molecular function: nitronate monooxygenase activity.